AUGGCACAACGGCUAGCCAACCGUCAAGUCGCCGCCGCCUUCCCCGACGAAAAUGCCUUCGUGGAGAACCGAUGGUGCCAACUCCGGGACACGGUCCAGUCAACCGCCCUGGCUGUCCUCGGUCGCACUUGGCGCCAACAUCAGGACUGGUUAAAUGACAACGAAGUCCCCAUCAGCAACCUUCUCCUUGAGAACCGCCUGCACGAAGCCUACAUCAAUCACCCAACCGGCCAUAUCAAAUCAGCCUUCUAUCGUAGUCGCCGUCUCCUGAAACAGCGGCUGCAGGAGAUGCAGGACUCCCGGAUGGCUCACAAGCCUGAGGUGGUCGAAGGUUACGCGGAUCGCAGCGAAUGGGAGAAUUUCUUCUCUGCGAUCGAGGCUGUCUACGGUCCGCCAACCAAAGCAACUGCCCCUCUUCUCAGCGCCGACGGAAAUACCCUACUCACCGGGAAGACACAAAUUCUUCAGCGAUGGGCCAAGCACCUCAGAGGAGUCCUCUACCAUCUUUCCACCAUCUCCGACGCCGCCGUCGCCUGUCUGCCUCAAAUAGAGACCAAAGCCGACCUCGACCUGCGUCCUUUCUCCACAAAACCAUCAGGGUCGUGCAUCAGCUCCCCAGCGGGAAAGCGCCCGGAGCGUGCGCGAUACCUAAUGAACUCUACAAACACGGUGCCCACAACUUGUGGAUCAUCUGACAACGCCCUUUCAGGAGAAGUGGCGUCAAGGAGGAAUCCCUUAGGAUUUCAAGGACGCCACCGUCGUCCAUCUCUACAAGCGGAAAAGGAACCGUCAACUCUGUGA
This is a messenger RNA of Spirometra erinaceieuropaei, 801 nucleotides long. The record is from the annotation of a GenBank genome assembly. Lineage: Eukaryota; Metazoa; Platyhelminthes; Cestoda; Diphyllobothriidea; Diphyllobothriidae.